AUGCCUUCUCAGACUAAAGCUGCUAAAAUUAACUCAGAUACUCAAAGAGAAGCUAAAAUUCAAGAGGCUAUUAAUGCUAUUGAAUCUGGAAAAAUUCAAAAUGUAACUAGGGCAGCCUCAGUCUAUCAAAUACCUUAUAGAACCCUUUACAAUCGAUACCACCAUUGUCACAAAAAUAAAUAUAAAGCUCAAGCAUCAAAAAAGCUUCUUAGUAAUUCAGCAGAAACAUCUUUAUCUGACUGGAUUACUCUUUGGGGGAAUAAUGGUACUGCUCUUAAUCAGAGAGGGGUUGGUUCUAUUGUUGAACGUAUUUCUGGAGUACAUCCUUCAGAUUUUUGGUGUCGAUCUUUCAAAGCACGUCACCCAGAGCUUAAAGUGUCACGUGCUUCUGGUCUUGAUCCUAAACGUGCACAAGCAUUCAAUCCUACAACUGUUAAUCACCAUUUCUCUCUUCUUAGAGAUUUGGUUGAGAAACAAAGUAUUCCAGUGGAGAACAUUUAUAAUAUGGAUGAGAAGGGUAUUCAAUUAGGAGGAGGAAGAAAGGGCAGGAAACAGAAGUUCUUUUUUGGUCAAGCAUCUCAUCAAAGGAAUUGUACUCGUCUUAGGGAUGGAAAUCUUCAACUUGCUACUAUUAUUGAGUGUAUCUGUGCAAAUGGAUCACUAGUACCUCCUGGUUUUGUUCUUGAAGGGAAACAAGGCUUCUGUCCAGAAUGGUUUAACAAUGCACAAAUAGGACAAGAAUACAUGGUUUCAAUUACAGAGUCUGGAUGGACAAAUGAUUUCAUCUGUUCUGAAUGGUUCAAACAGAUAUUCAUUCCUCAUCCAGUCUUAUUAAUUUUUGAUGGCCAUGGAUCACACCUUACAGAUGAAAUGGUUGAGCUUGCAUUGCAAAACUAUGUUCACCUUUACCAACUACCUGCUCAUACUACACACAAGCUUCAGCCUCUUGAUGUUGGAAUCUUCACUCAUGUUCAAAGGAAAUGGGAGCAAUAUGUGGAUUCGGUGGUUGAGACUACAGGACAGGGAAUCAAGAUACCAGAUAUUGUACAUCACUAUCUUACAAUUCGAAAGGAAAGCAUUUCUCCUGACACUAUCAAGAAGGCCUUUACUAGUUCUGGUAUCAGUCCUGUAAACCCA
Molecule: messenger RNA, 1137 nt
Organism: Fomitiporia mediterranea MF3/22
Lineage: Eukaryota; Fungi; Basidiomycota; Agaricomycetes; Hymenochaetales; Hymenochaetaceae
Product: DDE-domain-containing protein
Exons: 3
Cellular component (GO): nucleus
Molecular function (GO): DNA binding
Source: RefSeq, a predicted model, not a curated record